Hyaloscypha bicolor E is the source of this 1034-nucleotide messenger RNA. RefSeq lists its product as uncharacterized. Bases 83 to 1024 code for a protein of 313 amino acids. NCBI's taxonomy places the organism in Eukaryota, Fungi, Ascomycota, Leotiomycetes, Helotiales, Hyaloscyphaceae. The transcript has 2 exons. The record is from RefSeq and is a predicted model, not a curated record.
AGCGAUUUCAUCUUUCUUACCUUUUGGUUUUGUGCACGUCUCUCUUUUCUUUUCUCAAUGCAGUUGUUCAUCUAAUCAACACAUGUCAAAAAUGACGACCACACAUCCCGCCGAGCUCAAUAGUGGUGUCUGGACAUCAUGGCUUCCAGUAACCACAGCCUGGUCCUCACAAGCGGCGUGCAACUCCGAAGCGUGGGCGCGAUACGGUAUCCAAGCCACGGAUGAUUUCUGGCCAUAUAUCUACGAUCCCGCCUACGCACAAUCGGUCGCCAACUCCGUGACUUGUCUUCCUCCGCAAGCGACAAGCUGGUGGGGAGGCGGGUCUACGGUCUCGGAAACCAUUACCAGCUAUAGUAUUGGACCAAUUGUGUGUCCUGCGGCAUAUACAACAUACAGCACGAGCAUUGUGUCUGGAUCAAGUACAUCUGUAAUAUGCUGUCCAACUAAUUACAACUUCGCGCGCAGCCUCAAUGCCAACGGCGGAAUCGAUGGCGUCUGCACAUCCGCCUUCACCUCCGGCCAAACUCUCAUCUACGCGUCGCCCGUAACGAACUCCUUCACCUCUGCCAUAACAACCUUUACCUCGCCAGCCCUCAUGAUUGCCGUGCCUGUCGAAGGCUACAACUUCGCCGCGUCCACAACCUCUUCCUCUUCGAGCGGGACUACACAGAGUACAGAUACAGGAGCGACGGGUUCGGGGCCGACUGCUUCAAACACAAACCCGCCCUCGAGUGGAUUGUCAAGUGGCGCAAAAGCGGGGAUUGGCGCGGGCAUUGCUGGGCUUGUGGUUGUGCUUUCGGCGUUGGGCGCCUUUUGGUUUUUCAGGCGGAGGAAGUAUCAGGCGGCUCCUGCGAGUGAACUUCCUGUGAAUGGAUAUGGAGAAAAUGGAGGUCCUAGUGGGGAAUAUAGAGGCGCUUUCGGGCCAGGUAAGAAUGGGACCCUCGUUGAGGCGGAGGCCAAACCCAUGACGCAGAGGUAUGAAAUCGAUACCAGCAGUUACAAACCCGUGGAGCUGGCUGGGUAGACAAUGCCGA